UGGAGUAUUCUCAUUGAUAUCUUGGUCAUGCUAGGUCAAAAUUCUUAAAUAUAUUUUAAUUAAUGCACCAUUAAUGUGCUCUGUUAACAAAUACUGCAACCCAGGCUUCACUCUGGCUAACAUGAAACUAUUGAUAUUCUUUGCAUUUGUCACUGCUGUAAGGGGCCAGUUUGAAUGCCCAGUUGACAUUGAUGGAAACCCAAUUGAUGGGGGAUUUGCCCAUGAGACAGAUUGCACCCGCUUUUACAACUGUUGGGAGGGUGAAGCCACAGAAUGGACUUGUGAGGAUGGUCUCUGGUUUGAUUCCUGGACGCAAGGAUGUGUUCACCCAAUACGUUCAGAUUGCAAAGCUGGUGAUUAUAACAAUGCUAGAUGUAGAAUGACCCCAAAUGACCCUGAUGCAGGACAGCAGAUAUUUGGUGACGUCUUUUUCAGACAGAAUCAAACUGGCGGAAACACUGACAUUUAUGUUGAACUUCGAGGAUUUGAUCCAAACGAUGCUGAGGUGUUACAUGGAAUGCACGUUCAUACAGAAGGGAGUAUAGAGGGCGGUUGUGCUGCUACUGGUGGCCACUUUAACCCUACGUCAAGCAAUCAUGGUUCCCCUGCAUCUGAGGAUAGACACGUGGGAGAUCUUGGGAACAUAGAGGAGGACACAACAGGAAGUGUUGUCAUGGUAUUAAUAGAUGACAAAAUCAGUUUACUUCCUGCCAACCCUAACUACAUCAUUGGUCGCUCUAUAGUUGUCCAUGCAACAUAUGACGAUUAUGGCUUGGGAAAUGGCACAAGUCUAAUAAAUGGAAAUGCUGGCGCAAGACUUGCUUGUUGUGUUAUCAUGGCUAAUGACUUUUAGUUACAAAUAAAGUGCAAAACUUCAGUAUU
This is a messenger RNA of Owenia fusiformis, 882 nucleotides long. The record is from the annotation of a GenBank genome assembly. Lineage: Eukaryota; Metazoa; Annelida; Polychaeta; Sabellida; Oweniidae.